GGGGGGAGGCGGAGGAAUUGCGAACGAAGCUGCAGGAGGACCUUUGUCAGCUGAAGCUACUGCAUCAGGUAAUGCUCCAGCUCCAUCGCAAUGACUUCAAGCCUGAAUGUGCAUUGGCCACCCCAAAAAGAGGGCCUUCUGGAACGACGCUUCGCAGAGUGAGCGAGUCGGAACUGUGGAAGAUGCUGGGUCAGGCAGGGUGGCAGAGGUUGGUGAACCUGGAGUUGCGACUAACCUGCGGAGUCCUUGAUAGCUCUGAGAAUGCCUCGACGCCUGACGCGACGCAGGACGGAUGGCAGGGCCUUUCGGAUCCCUUGGUUUUUGAUGCUCCGCGUGAUCUCAAGCUACCAUACGCCUGCAGAGAAGAGCUUCUUCCCAAGGCCACCAGCUCUGCCAGCUUUCAGACAGCGACUGUGCUGUGUGACCCGCUGGCCGCACAGUUUGGGCCCUCAAUGCUGGGCGAUGAGCGGUCUUUCCAAGAAGCCUUCAGCAAGGGUAAUUGCUUCAGCCAGCUGGGUGCAAAUGCUUUGGAGCCAGGGAGUAUUCCAAGUGAAUGUUGGAGGUCCAUUCCUGCUUGGAUGAGGUGUUCUAUGGUUGUUGUCUCGACAGGCCCAGGUGGCAGUGGAGUAGCCUUCCACAAACAUGGAACUGCCUGGUUGGCCCUCCAGCAAGGUCGAAAGCGCUGGUGGCUGUACCCACCACAAGGUCCGCCAAAGGAGGCAUACGAUGCAGUGGCUCUGUGCCCUGCAUCGCAGUUACCAGAAGUGAUUUCACAUUUGUCACCCAAGCAUCGGCCAAUAGAAAUCCUUCAGCAGCCGGGCGAUGUGGUUUUUGUGCCCGCUCUAUGGUGGCAUGCAACCUACGAUGAAGAGCCAACGCUCGGAAUUGGCUCUCAGUUCAGCAUGGCAGAGGUGGACAUACUGCAGUGCCAAGAGAAGCAUCCCGACAGCGCUUUUGCACAAUACCACGCAGCCUGCGAACUUCACAAGACACAAGAAAGUAAGGCCAGACUUUUGUUUGAAGCUGCCAUUGAGAGUGAGCCAUUGAACUUCUACUUUGCGACCAACCAGGUCCUGUUUUAUUUGAACAUGGUGCUCCACCCCAGACCAACCUUAGAAAUCAUAACCAGACUGAUGACAAAGAUUCAGCAGCUGGAUGCCCGUCGGCAGAUGAUUGUGCAGCGCUUCUUCAUUCCAACUGUUUGCAAUUUUGUGGAGUGGCACUUGCCACAUGAUCGGCUUCUGAAGUAUUCAGCAGAGGCAACAAACUGUGCUUGGGGCGCACUAUUGAAGCUGCUGCAGCCAAUGCUGCCUGGAGGGAAGGAUUUCCGCUUGGGCAGCAGCUUGCCAUGGCCAGUCUUGGGGAUGCUGGAGUACACGUCCAAGUGUUUCCACUGCAAUGCCACGGAGCGUGGGAAGGCUGGAGAGCCAGGGAGUGUGCGGGCGCACCGCUUCUUCUGCUUUCAUUGCGCCAAGGUGCGUGACGCGGCUCGAUGCCGCUGUGGGAGCACUGGUCCAGGACAGCUUGGCAUGCUCGCUGGGCGCGCCCAGUGGUAUUGUGCAAGAUGCUGGGCUGAGGGGAAGCCGGCAAAGCAACUUUCACAUCUUUCGGACUCCCACGUUCGGUGGGAACUUGUAGAUUAGCAUUCUAGUCCGAUGUCCACCGCGAGCGAAAAGACAGUGACUCAGCGAGAAGUGUUCUGGGCUGCACCCAGGGA
Messenger RNA from Durusdinium trenchii, 1717 nucleotides. The record is from the annotation of a GenBank genome assembly. Lineage: Eukaryota; Dinophyceae; Suessiales; Symbiodiniaceae.